Fundulus heteroclitus (mummichog) is the source of this 2908-nucleotide messenger RNA. It is a transcript of the gene nxpe3, whose product is annotated as neurexophilin and PC-esterase domain family, member 3. The transcript is spliced from 6 exons. The record is from RefSeq and is a predicted model, not a curated record. Lineage: Eukaryota; Metazoa; Chordata; Actinopteri; Cyprinodontiformes; Fundulidae. Bases 280 to 1995 code for a protein of 571 amino acids.
AAGGGGGCGCAGUCAGGCUCUCUUCAGCAGCCAUGUUCAGCUGCAAGGUCCUACCCAGAGCAUCAUUGGCUUUUGGCCGUGAAGGAGGCUCCUCGGAUCGGCAACGCUGCCUCCGAUGUUCGGUUGUCUGACUCCUGUCUCCUGUCCUCAAUUCUCUCCUUCACUCCGACGGCUCGACACCAUCAUGCUAACAUAGCUGCUUACGAUCCUGCGACCGUUGCUGUGGUGACCUGCGGGAGAGCAACUGGGCCUGAUCAUGAGAGAUAAAAGAGAGACGCCAUGUUCCGAAACCUGUCCAAAUAUGCCCUGCUGUUCCUCUUCCUGUCGCUGUCAGGAUUCAUCUUCCUGCUGCGCAACAUGCACACAGUGGAGAGCUGGAACUGCCACACCAUUUCAGCUCUCUACCAGCUGCAGACCAGGAUCCAGUCGUCGCUCCUCUCGGCGAACCUCCCCACGUACAACCCCAACCUCACCUUCUGCGCCCACCUGGGCCAGAAGCCCUCCGCCGAAGACGAGCUGGAAGAGCGCUACCUGCUGAACUCCAUCCAGUGGCCCGGGCCGCCGCCCCGCUUUGCCCCGCCCACCCUGCGCAGCACGAGCGACCCCGUCCACAGCUUCUUCACCAUCCUCCCAGGUAAGGGGAGGAGGGAGUGGCGCCUCGGCGACCAGCUGGAGGCUCUGGUCCAAGUCCACGACUUCCAGGGUCGUCCGAAGCGCUACGGCGGGGACUUCCUCUUAGCCAGGCUGCAUUCUCCAGAGCUGGGGGCGGGUGUGGCCGGGACGGUGGUGGACCACAAGAACGGCAUCUAUUCUGCGUUUUUCCCGCUCCUCUGGGUGGGGCCCGCGCAAGUGGAGGUCACGCUGGUGCACUCCAGCGAGGCGGUCGCUGUGCUGAAGCACCUGAGGGAGCAUCGGCCCGAUCGGGUUUUCUUCAAGAGCCUGUUCCGCCUGGGCUUCUUGUCGGAGAAGACCGUGUGCAACAUGUGCCUGCCCCCCGACCAGCAGCCGCUCUGCAACUACACAGACCUUUACACAGGCGAGCCCUGGUACUGCUACAAGCCCAAGAUGCUGAGCUGUGACACCAGAAUCAACCACGCCAAAGGCGGAUAUUUAAAAAACCUCCUCAGCAACAAGGAGGCCCUGCUCUUCCAGAGUGGCGUGAACAUCAAGGUUCAGAUCCGCGCCUCGGGAAGGGACCGGAUCGACGUGCUGCCACCUGAAGCAGGCGACGGCGAUAAGGUGACGCCGUCCGUCCAGCUCACGCCGUCCGGCCACUACUUCAAUAACUCGUGGAGGCCGCAGGGCGGGCCCGCCCUGCGGCGCUUCGAGGACUCGGCUGCUGUCACCCAGUGCCUGAGGAACAAGGUGAUCAACAUGUACGGGGACUCGACCGCCCGACAGUGGUUCGAGUACUUUCUCACUUUUGUACCAGAAAUAAAGGAGAUCAACCUGCACAGCCCUAGAAACGUCGGGCCCUUCAUGGCGGUGGACACGACUCACAACAUCCUGCUGAAGUACCGCUGCCACGGCCCGCCCAUCCGCUUCACCACCGUCCUGACCAGCGAGCUGCGCUACGUCUCCAACGAGCUGGACGGCCUCGCCGGGGGCCCCGACACCGUGGUGGUCCUCAGCGUCUGGGCCCACUUCAGCACCUUCCCCGUGGAGGUGUACGUCAGGCGGCUGCGGCACAUCCGCCGCGCGGUGCUGAGGCUGCUGGGCCGGGCGCCGGAGACGCUGGUGGUGAUCCGCUCGGCCAACCUGCAAGCCCUGGACCCGGAGGUGAGCCUGUACAACAGCGACUGGUACUCGCUGCAGCUGGACACGGUGCUGAAGGCCAUGUUCAGGGGCCUGGACGUGGUGAUGGUGGACGCCUGGGAGAUGAGCCUGGCUCACCACCUCCCCCACGCGCUCCAUCCUCCCCAGGCCAUCGUGCAGAACAUGAUAGGGAUGCUCCUGUCUCACAUCUGCCCCGAGACGAGGACGAGCCGGGAGUAGAAUGGCUCUGUUGUCCGGAGGGAACAGGGAGCUCAUCUGUGAGCUGUACACAUCAGAACAAAGCUGCAGGCCUUUUUAGACAAGUUGCCCCCGCUAACAGAUUUACCAAAUGUCACUGAUGGUUUUAUAUCCACGGUGUUCCUAGCUGGACUCGUUUUAUUGCAGGAAGCUUUUGGCUUUGGUGCCAAAGCGUGCGCUGCGCGCCUCAACCACGGCCGGCUUCUUCAUGCCUCUGCAGCGACAGCAGCCCGAGGCCGGAAAGCCUGUCAGAGCCUGUUUAUCACAACCACUGUUUCUCCUGAAUGCUUUGAAGAACGUCUCGCAAAAAAGGAUCUUUAGAGUAGGAUCACUUGUACUAAACACAGACAAGUUUAAUUCCCUGUGUCACGUCAUGAAAUUUAAACAUAACCUGAGUUUUUUUUUAUUUUUUGGUGAUAGUUUGAUUUACUAGGUGGAGGAAAAGCUAUCCUCAACAGUGACCCGGUGUGAAAAAGUAAUUGCCCCCUAAAGCACAUGACUUCUCGUGCCACCCACUGCCAUUGAGCGUUUUUAUUAACUAGUAAUGAGUGUUUUACGCCGCUGUGCAGGGAUUUUAACCCCCUCUGCUUUACGCAAAUGUUUUAAUUGAGUCACAUUGGCUUAAUUCAGGAUGCAGAUCUUCGGAUCACCAUUGCUUAACAUGUUCAUUCAGGAGUUUCUGCUAGAGAGGGACUUCCCUUGUUUCAUCAGUCACAGCAAGUCAUCCAAGCAGCAAAGCAGCCCAGACCGUCGUGCUUGACUGUAGUUUUUUUUUCUUGAAAAGUGCUUUUUAGUUUUAUGCCAAUUACUACUUACUACUACUGUAACAAGAUGGACACCUUCCAUGUUUGUCUCAAAUAUCUUUUAAAAAUAAUAAAAACUCUGGGCUCAUCAA